CAUGUUAUAUGUGUUCAGAUUUGAACAAUCUAAAUAAUAAAUUAAGAGAUAGACGACUCUUACUGGAAACACGUAUGCUUGAGAAUUCGAAUGUUAAAAACACGUCCCCUGGGUCUCCUGGAAGCAACAGCAAUUCUCUGCAGUCUGUCCUAGAACAGAAUUCCUCGACAACUGCCAGCAAUACUCUGACUAAGCCAAAGAGAAGACGGAAGAGCAGUACAUCAGACAUUUCACCCAAAAAUGCCAGACUGAGUGGGAGUUGGGUCGUCAAUCCUUCGAAAAUAUCGACGACACAGAAGUCGAUUUCAGAUUUUGUCACUUUCUCGGUAGAGAGUGACGGAACAUCCACUCAGACCGACAUUUCAUACAAAGAUUUGGAAAUGUUCGACACACUAAAUUCAAAUCAAUACAUUUCAAGAGCAGAGUUGGCCAAUCUGGUAUUCCUUUUUUCGAUUAAUCUGAAGGAAUUAAAGUUCCAAGAUAGCCUUGCAGUCAAAGAUCGUGAGAUUGCGUCUCUGAACGCCAGCAUAGAAAGAUAUUCUUCCUUCAUCAAAGAAAUGCUGAUUGAAAAGAAUGCUAUUUUGGAGAAGAAUGCCAUUCUAAACGCGACUGAAGUUAUAUUCCCCUCGAAACCCAUUGUAAGUCUUGAUGCGAAGGCCAGUCGCUCUCGAGUACGGAAUACACAGAGGUUCGCUGAUGCUCUCAUGCGAUCUGUAUUUCCAUUUAUCCUGCGCCGGGCUCUCCAUGGCCAGCUCGGUCAUUAUCCAAUGUAA
Octopus sinensis (East Asian common octopus) is the source of this 773-nucleotide messenger RNA. RefSeq lists its product as uncharacterized. The record is from RefSeq and is a predicted model, not a curated record. The coding region runs from base 9 to 773 and encodes 254 amino acids. The transcript has 7 exons. NCBI's taxonomy places the organism in Eukaryota, Metazoa, Mollusca, Cephalopoda, Octopoda, Octopodidae.